Xiphophorus couchianus (Monterrey platyfish) is the source of this 1737-nucleotide messenger RNA. RefSeq lists its product as uncharacterized. The transcript has 6 exons. Lineage: Eukaryota; Metazoa; Chordata; Actinopteri; Cyprinodontiformes; Poeciliidae. The record is from RefSeq and is a predicted model, not a curated record. The coding region runs from base 516 to 1160 and encodes 214 amino acids.
AAAUGGGUAUAAACCAGCUUGGUAUACUUUCUCACACUAUCUACCGUUGAUUAAUUUCUAAAGAUAUGAAACAAAACCUAAAGGGCAUACAGGCUAUCAGAUCCGUUAUUCUCUUCUCAUGUGCCUCUUUGUUUGUAUAAUUAAAAACAUGUCCUGCCUGUAGUCAGACAAAGAAUAAAAUCAUAAAAAAGAAGGGUCUUAAGGCUCUUCUACACCUUUGUGAGAGCAGUGGGAAAGUUUCUGGCUUCUGGAAGUCUUGCUCACGCCAAGCCGGACUCCACCGCACAGACACUGGAGCCCUCAUCUGAUUACUCUUUACAGAGGCCUGCUUGUGAGCUAUUCAGACACAUGAAAUAUUGAGAGUGUGGAGCUUCCGUUUCAGACACAGAGAGGAAGGGAAGAUAGCAGAGAGGCUGGCAGGCAAACCAAGACUAGGGAAAGAAAAAGCCAAAGAGGGUUGGGAUUAGCAGGAAAUAGCACGUCAGGCACCGUGGGAGGGAGACACAUGAGUGGGGAUGGAGGAAGAAAGUAGUGGGGCAACGUCUGUCCAGGCAGAAAUACUGACGGAAAAACCCAGUGAAGAAAUCAUUGAGUCCAGAAGUAUCCAGACACCAGAGGACACCACCAGGGCUAACAGCGGAGUCUGGGAUGAAGAGAUUUUAGAGGAUCAAUGCAUUGAGAAUGCAGAGACAUUAGCAGAGGAGACUGUGAUAGCUACGGACUACCUCCCGGAGACCCACCUGUCAACAGGAGAGGACAUGAGUCCCCAAUCUGUGUCAUCUCAUCCCUCCACCACACAGAAUGCCCCAACUGAGCCAUGCUGGUAUUGUUUGAGGUCUCUUGACUCUGAGUCUCAUCCCAACGUCACAAAACAGGAGGAAGACUCUGAUCCUGAAUCACAUCUGCCCUCUAGUGGCCAGAAAGUGAACUACCAGACAGAUCCCAGACCUCACUUUGGUGUAGCCUGUUCCUCCCACUCUACAUGUCGCCCCCUAUGGGGCAGCGAGGGGCCUUAUUGGGGACCACGAAACCAGGAGCUGGCCGAACAGACAGACACCUGUCCACACUGCCACCUGGGCUUGCCCUCCGACACACUGCGCUGGCAUGAGGCAAAAUGUCUUCUGUUUGAUGGGCUGAGGAGCUCGAAGAAAGAAAACUAAUCACUGUGAAAGAAAGAUGUGACUUGUACAUAUUUUAGAAAUAUAUUUCUAGAAACAAUCGUCUGGGCAAAUUUUUCAGGGAAAUCUUUGCUCAUGUUGUGCAGUUUUUUUCCAGAGCAGAUAAACUGUUUAGAAUGACACAUUCAUUCCAUGUGACACUUAUUCUAGUCUAUACUGACCUCUGUUACAAAAUAUUUGCAUAUUUUUGUAUUCAUCAUUUAUUGGUACAUCCCAAUUUUUCGCCAUCCUCAUAAUCUUUCAAAAAAAAAAAGUCAACAUUUUUUUUGCUUUUGGCUUUAUCUUACAUAAGGAAGUGAGAGGUGCAUUUAAACAAAUAAAAAUGAUUAACUGUCGAACUGGGUAAGGCUCUCUGGUCCAGUACUCAUUGGUUCAAAUCUUACUAAAAGAAAGUAGAUAUCGUCUUAUUGGAAUGGACAGAAGUCACAUGAGAGGUUAAGUGGAACAUUGAUUGACAUAUUUAAUGUACAGUAUAUUAAAUUGAUCAUUUUGAUGAUGGCAUUUGAGAAAAUGUAAUGUUUAUUGCUUGUUUCAAAAUUGGUAUUAUGUUUUUAUAGCA